Molecule: messenger RNA, 1308 nt
Organism: Aureobasidium subglaciale EXF-2481
Lineage: Eukaryota; Fungi; Ascomycota; Dothideomycetes; Dothideales; Saccotheciaceae
Exons: 3
Coding region: 1-1308 (435 amino acids)
Cellular component (GO): nucleus; cytosol
Molecular function (GO): mRNA binding; RNA 7-methylguanosine cap binding
Source: RefSeq, a predicted model, not a curated record
AUGGCAGACGUAGACAUGGAUGUCGAUAUGGACAUCGACCUCGGCUUGGACCCCGAAAUCGCCCAACUCGAGGCUGAGGCCAUGAAGAUUGAAGCCCGCUCGGCGGCAAUCGACUACCAAGCCCCCAAUGCUGCUACCCCUGCCGACAACCUCGACGACCUCGCUCCGGCAAAGGUCCACAUUCGCGGUCUGGACAACCUCACCACCGACAACAUCAGACAGUUCGCUGGCGAGUAUUAUUCGCUAGACAACUUUCAGCGCGUCGAGUGGAUCGACGACACGUCGGCCAACCUCAUCUACGAAUCCUCUGAGGCUGCAACAGAAGCCCUCAGUGCCCUCUCCGACCUACCAGAUGGCUCCGCCGAUCAUCUCGCCCCUCUACAACUACGCAAGGCAAAGGCGCUACCAUCAAAUCCCGACGCCGAACUCUACAUCCGUCAAGCUACCCUGGCCGACAAGAAGGCCCCGCGUGCCCACGAGAAGAGUCGUUUCUACCUGAUGAACCCCGACCACGAUCCGAGAGAACGCAAAGGGGACUAUGACAACAGACGGAGAGGCCCGCGAAGAGACAACAGGCAAAGAGAUGAUGCGCCCAAGCCUUUCGAUGUCAACAUGUACGACGAUGCUGAAGAAGAAUCACCAGCACUCGGCUACGACGACCAAGACGACCGCAGAAACACGCGUCGUAGAGAAGAACGCCCAAGGAGGUCGCGCGGAGGUGAUCUGUUUGCCGGAAAAGACACGGGUAGAUUGCGAGACCGUAGCGCUUCUCCUGUAAGAGAUGGAGACGGAAGGUAUGGCUUCAGUCAGGAUCAGCCCGAACGCAGAACCGCACGUCGCCGAACCGUAUCACCCGUUCCACGCAAAAAGGAUCUCAUGGCUUCUACUCGCGCCAGUAAUGGUCCGAUAGAACUUCUGCCUGCAAAGACCGGCAAGACCUAUGGCCUCGAUACCCCUCUCACCUCGACAAGUCCGCCAAAACGCAACAGAGAACUCUUCCCCAACAAGUCGGGCCGCAGCAACCAUCGCCGCUCAGACGCCCUUGACGCCGGUGAGACCGCUAGCAUCAGACGCAGCCUGGCUGAUCGCAUUACUGGUGGUCCCGAUGCGGCCGGCUUCAGCAUCAAAGGUAGCGCUCAGUCAGACGUACCGGGCUUCUCAAUCCGUGGCGCUUCUCGAGAAGUCAACCCGAAAGUCAAGGAGUUGUUCCCUUCAAAGUUCAGCAGUGGAGGACAGCCCAACGACCUCUUUGCCGACAAGAUGAAAGACCGCAAAACUCAACGCAGACGAGCCGAGGAUAUGAUGUAG